Punica granatum (pomegranate) is the source of this 795-nucleotide messenger RNA. Lineage: Eukaryota; Viridiplantae; Streptophyta; Magnoliopsida; Myrtales; Lythraceae. The record is from RefSeq and is a predicted model, not a curated record.
AUGGCGGAAGGAGAUCGAGUCGAUAUCUCCGAAGAAGUUAACCCACCGGUUCCGGCUCAUUCCCAACCGCCCCCGGCACACGCUCCGCCGCCUCCGACUCCUGCAGGCAUACUCCCGGCGUAUUCGAGCGCCCCUUCGACACAUCUCCCGCCUUCGAUGUCUUCAAGGGCGCCCCUUCCACCGGCCUCGCUGACUGCAUCCGCCUCCGACGACCAAGCCCACAUCACAGCACUCGAGGGCACGGUCAACCAAAUGGCCACCAACAUGGCAGAGCUGCUCGCCCUGCUUAGAGGACCAAACCGUGCAUCCUCGAGCUCCACACCUCCACCGGGACAAGGGCCAACAGUCGACCAGACUCCUUGGGUUCCGUCAACUCAGGCCCCGGAGAACAUGGAUACGCCCGCGCCACCAACACUGCAUACGUCCAUGUCUCACCCCUUCACCAGUCCAUUUCCGCCACCGCCGGCCCCCACGGCCGUCCCUCUUCCGCCGACGGCAUUCCUUACUUCGGAUCAGGUCCUAUCCGCGCCGCCACCUGUUUCUAUGCCGGCCCCGGCCGCGAUCUAUGCCGCCCCUCCGCCGACGGUUUUUCCAGCCUCAAGCGCGCCUGCUCCGACUCAUCCUCAAGCCGCAGAGCUUCCCUCCUACCCGCCUCUACAACCUCACACCAGCUUUCCCUACCAAGCACCGCCGCCAAUAAACACCACUUUCCACGAACCGGGCACGCCGACUCACGCGGCCCGAUUCGCCUCGCCGACUCACUUUUUCACCGAGGCUGACACCGAGCAGGAGUGA